Spodoptera exigua (beet armyworm) is the source of this 3999-nucleotide messenger RNA. NCBI's taxonomy places the organism in Eukaryota, Metazoa, Arthropoda, Insecta, Lepidoptera, Noctuidae. The record is from the annotation of a GenBank genome assembly.
AUGGGCUGGCUAGACCGGAGUAAAACUAGGAGGCCACAGGCUUCACAGAAAACCGGCGUGAAGCAAUGCCUACGUUGUGUUUCACCGUUGGGUCCCGAGGUGGACUCAGACACUACCCUGAAUGAUUACAUCCGCAACCAUCUGAACCUGCGCGGCACCAAGUAUAUGUGCAAGGAGGGUGGUUGCGGCGCAUGCAUUGUUGCAGUCACCGUCAACGACCCCCACCGUCGGACCUUCUCUGUCAACUCGUGCCUAGUCUCAGUGACCUCAUGUCAAGACUGGGAGAUUACUACAAUAGAGGGGAUCGGCAACCGAGCGCGAGGGUACCACCCCGUACAGAAGACCCUGGCUGAAUACAACGGCACUCAGUGCGGGUACUGCAGCCCAGGGUUUGUGAUGAGCAUGUACAGCCUACUGGAAGCAAACGGCUACGACUUAACUCAGUACGAGAUUGAGAACUCCUUCGGUAGCAACACCUGCAGAUGUACCGGCAGCAGACCUAUACUCGACGCCUUUAAGAGUUUCGCCAAGGACGCUCCUAAGCCUCCUCCAAAAAUAGAAGACAUCGAAGAUCUUAAAAUCUGUCACGAUAAAGGCGACUGUAAGGGAUGUGACAAGGACAAAAACUGGUGUGUGGUCAGCCAGAGCGAUGUUGAUCCUCCUCAGAUUAAGAAAAUCAAUCUAAAAGAUGGCCACGUGUGGUACAGAGUGAACGAGAUCAAUGAUAUAUUCACUGUGCUGGAUGCUGAGGGCUAUGACUCUUACAUGCUGGUUAACGGUAACACUGGUCGAGGCGCCGUUCCAGUACUGGUCCAUCCAAGAGUUUUAAUAGAUAUUAUGCCAAUAAAAGAACUUAAGGGAUAUCACUUAGACCAGAACCUGGUGGUCGGUGCUGGCAUAACUCUGACAGACCUAAUGGAACUGUUUAAGAACGUCUCAAAGGCUCACGAGGAGUUUCAUUAUCUGUACAAGCUAUAUGAACAUUUAGACUUAGUCGCCCACAUUCCAGUGAGAAAUAUUGGUACUGUGGCUGGGAAUCUGAUGACAAAAUAUCGUCUACAUGCUUUUUCAUCAGAUAUAUUUUUGCUGUUGGAAACUAUCGGAGCAACUUUGGUUUUAGUGGGUAAAGGACCAUUAAUGGAAGUGACCCCAGAACAAUUGCUCUCGGUAGACAUGACAGGGAGAGUGAUAACUCAUGUUAAGAUACCUCCACGGUCUCAGCGAUACCAGUUUGUGUCCUUCAAGAUCAUGCCUCGUGCUCAAAAUGCGCAUGCUCAAGUGAAUGCUGCCUUCCUAUAUGAAUUCGAUGACCAUCAGAAGGAUGUAGUCCUAUCAGCCAGAAUUGUGAUCGGUGGACUGUCGGGAAAGUUUGUCCAUGCCACUGAAACCGAGAAAUUUCUACACAUGAAGAAGAUAUUCACUAAUGAAGUGCUGCAGCAAGCACUGAAGAUACUAGAAGGCGAAUUGAUAGUUGAAGAAAUUGCAGGCGAAAUGAAACCUGCGUAUAGGAAGAAAUGUGCCCUCGGUCUGUUUUAUAAAAGUCUACUAGUACUUAUUCCAAAACAACGUCUUAAACCUUGGUAUCGUUCAGGAGCAAGAGACUUUAGAAAGACUAGACCUCUGUCUAAAGGCUCCGAAGUCUACGACACAAAUCCCAUAAUAUGGCCAGUCAAUGAACCGAUGCCAAAGAUUGACGCAUUAGUACAAUGUGCAGGAGAGGCGAAGUACUGCAAUGACUUGCCAACACAACCCAACGAAGUAUUUUGUGCUUUUGUAACGUCGGAUAUUUGUACAGGAGAGAUAGAAAGUAUCGACGCUACUCCUGCUCUGAAAAUACCCGGAGUGUUAGCGUUCUUUUCAGCUAAAGACAUUCCUGGUAAAAAUUCAUUCCUGUCACAGAGAGUACCUGCCCAAUUAUUCCCUGAAGAAGUUUUCGCUGAAAAAACUAUUAAAUACUACGAUCAACCUAUAGGAGUGAUCGUUGCUGAAACGGAAAGACUAGCUUAUAGAGCGGCUUUAUUGGUCAAAGUUAACUAUAAACUUGAUAAAAAGAAACCAAUAUUGACGAUAAAAGAUGUUAAAGAGAGAGAACCGAGUCGAAUAAGUUUAUUUGCAGUUUUUCCAGCCAGAAGCCGUGGUGUUAAUGUGCAAAGAAUUCUUAAAGGCACUGACGAUAUAUACGCGCAGUACAUGUACACAAUGGAAACUCAAACCACAGUCACGAGACCCAGUGAAGAUGGUAUUGACGUGUAUGCUAGUACCCAGUUUCUGGAUUCUUAUCAUGUCGCUCUCUCAGAAGUACUUAAUAUUCCACAAAACAGGAUAAACAUAACUGUUCCUCGAUGUGGUGGUGCAUAUGGCGUUAAGAUAACUCGUGCAAAUCACAACGGUGCAGCUUGCGCUCUGGUCACCCAUCUUAUGGAUCGACCGUGCCGCUUUGUUAUGAGUCUUCAGUCUAAUUUAAGAGUUGUCGGCAAGCGACUGCCUUGCAGUCGAGACUUUGAAGUUGGCGUCAGCAGUUCAGGUGAAAUUCAAUAUCUGGAGUACCAAUUAUUCGGCGAUAAUGGGUAUGUUUUCAGCGAUCCAAUUGCUACAGCUCAGUUCACUGGAGUCAGAAACUGUUAUGACAACAGACGAUGGCAGUUCAAGAUAUUUAACGUUACUACCGACACACCUUCGAAUACGUUCACAAGAUCACCGGGAACCUUAGAAGCAAUAUCAAUGACAGAGCAAAUAAUGGAAAGAAUAUCGUAUGAAUUAGAACGUGACCCAGCACAAGUAAGACUGAAUAACAUCGAGCCUACCUAUGUCGAAGUACAGGAGAUGGUACAGACCUUACUUAAGGAUGGUGAAUAUGAAAAGCGUAAAGAAGAAGUGAAGAAUUAUAACAAAGUGAACAGAUGGAAGAAACGUGGACUUAGGGUGGCCUUUAUGAAUUGGCCCGCUCCUACAUUAAUUGAUUAUCACGUAUUGCUCUCCGUGUACCAUGGAGAUGCUACAGUAGUUAUACAUCAUGGAGGAAUAGAAAUGGGACAAGGGAUCAACACAAAAGUCAUUCAAGCUGUUGCUUAUACUCUAAAAAUUCCAAUUGAAAAAAUCAAAUGUAAGCCAGCAACAGUUUCUACAAAUCCGAAUAAUUUCGCGACUGGAGGUAGUAGAACCACUCAGGCUGUGUGUUUCGGUGCCAUAAAAUGCUGCCAGAUUAUUCUAGAUCGUUUAUCAGCUGUACGAGAUACUUUGAAUGACCCUACUUGGGAAGUCUUAGUUGAAGCAGCUUACACCAGGGGAAUAAAUCUCCAAACCAGCUACCGAGUCACUGCUAAUGAUCAGGUGCCAUAUCGAGCUGGAGGAGUGGCACUGGCCGAGGUAGAACUUGACAUACUGACCGGAGAGCAUGAAAUACUAAGAGUUGAUAUUAUUGAAGAUGUCGGUACUAGCAUUAAUCCAGAACUGGAUAUUGGUCAGAUCGAAGGAGCCUUCAUGAUGGGUGUUGGCUACUGGACUCACGAGGAGCUCAUUUAUGACGAGAAGACUGGAGAGCUGCUCACAGACCGCAGCUGGUACUACAAGGUGCCCCUCACCAAGGAUAUACCCAUCGACUUCCGAAUACAACUCAGGAGGAACUCUUACAACCCCAUUGGAACUCUGGGUGCUAGGGCGGUAGCGGAGCCCCCCACGUGCUUGUCCAUUAGCGUCGCUUUUGCUCUGAGAGAAGCGAUAGCGUCAUCCAGGGAAAACACAGGAUAUCCGAGAAACAAAUGGUUUAGAGUAGGCCCGAGCGUACGGCGCGUAGCGUUCCGCGCGCGCCUCAAAAGGCCAAUAGACCACCACAGACGGGGCCCUAAAGGGCUGAUGUUCAGCCGGGGUUGCGGGGUAAGCGCAAUAAGGUACCGCGACCUCGGCACAGAGCAGGAGAAGGAACAGGGGGACGGUCCCUUCACACUGGCCGCUAAUGUGCUCUCAGCUGAUGUCAAGCUUGAAGAAUUUCUAUUUUAUUAG